AUAUAUAGAAUGAAAGUGUUUUAUUAAAGUUUUUUUAAAAAACAUUUUUUUAACAAAAAGAUUAAAAGGUAAGUUUUACUAGAAUUUGAAUAAAAUUUUAAUUUAAGAAAGAUAAUUUUAUCAGGUUUUUCUGUUAAGACCUCUAAUGAUAUUUGACAGGUCAUUAUUUAAUUAGUUUAAUUUGAAAUUUUGUCUAUUUUAAAUAGUUUUGAAAUGACGAAAGUUUCACAUAUUUGUCCAAUUCAUAAUCGGUGUUGUACGGUGGUAUCGUAGUAUGUUGUAAUUUUUUUUUAUUAUGGAUUUGUUUUUGUUUCAAAAAAUUUUAUUUGAAAAAUUUUUAUGACCUACAAUGAUACAACAUCCAUUGUGAAUUGUUCAAUUUAUUUUAGAUAUCUAAUUUAUUUCGAUAGUUUUGUUUUUUUUUUCCUGAAAAUUCUGAACACUUUAACCUCAGAACGGAAAAUAUGAAAAGUACUGAAAUAUGACUUAUUCAGGCUUUAGACUUUUCAGUCAUAACUUAAAAAAGUACCUAAAAAUAUAGCUCUGAAAGUGAUUUAAGUCUUAAUCUUAUUUAAAUAUAUAUUUAUUAAAAAUAUUGCACACUUGUUUGGUUGUAGAUAAUUCCAAAUAAUAAACGUAAAUUAAGGUUUUUAUGACACAAAAAUUGAGAAGAAUAUAAACGUAAUUUCAAAUUUUGUAUGUAGAUCGUUAUAAUUGAAUGUACAUACAUAUUUAGCGGAGAUGAUCAUGUGAAUAGAAAAAUAUUUCAAGUAAACAUCUGUGUGUUAAAUGAAUUGGUAAUAAAACUUUUAAAAAUCCUUAAAAAACGUUUAGAUAAUAACUUUUUUGAACUUUGUUUAAGUUAUUAUCACAACUAAAGUUUUAACAGUUCCAUAUUGACAAUUUUAUUUUUAUAAAGAUAUUGGCCCCAAUUUAAAAUUUCAAUUCGAAUCGAAAUUUUCUCCGUUUAGCAAUUUCGGUAUUCUGCAUUUCGAUCCGACUCUCCGCCACAUAAACAACAACUUACAAAAACGUAGGUACGUUAGCGUAAUCGAAAUGCAGAAUAGAGGUGAUUGAAAUUGAAUUGAAAAAAAUGUUUGUCAUAAUUAAAAACGUUUAAACAUAACCUAUAAAUCUAAUCAGUGUUGUUAAAUAACCUUUUUUGUAUUUUAAAUAUAACCGUUAAAAUACAUAUGUUUUAAAAAAUUUACAUAAUUUAAGACUUUUAAAAAUAAACAAAAAUUACUCACCUCACCUACUCAUCACCGUGGAUAUUCAUUUAUUAUCAUUUUGUUUAAUUUUAAGUUCAAGUCUGCGCUUAAUAAAAUCAGUUCACAUUGAAAUGUAUUUGAGGCAAAGUUUAGUUUUUUGUUUACUAACCAAUUGCCUAGCAGAAAUCUCUGCUGCUUUUCAAGGCAAAUUACCCAAUAUUGUGCUUAUACUCAGCGAUGAUCAAGAUGUUUUCUUAAAUGGUCUAACGCCCAUGACGAAUGUUAAAAAUUUUAUUGGCUUAAAAGGAGCCACAUUUGAAAAUGCUUUUACCACUUCUCCUUUAUGCUGUCCCUCACGUGCCAGUUUACUUUCGGGUCAAUAUGUUCACAAUCAUCGUACUUUUAACAAUUCCCUAGAAGGUGGCUGCAACGGUGUACAUUGGCUUUCUCAAAUAGAAAUGGAAACUCUUGCUCCUACUCUAAAAGCAGCUGGUUAUACAAAUUUCUUUGCUGGCAAAUAUCUUAAUCAAUACAAAGGGGCCGAAGUGCCCCAAGGUUGGCAUAAGUUCUAUGGUCUUCAUGGCAAUUCUCGCUACUACAACUAUACCCUAAGGGAAAAUAUGAAAAAUAUUAGCUAUAGUAAUGUUUAUUUAACCGAUUUGUUGCGUUCUAAAGUUAAGAGUUUCAUAAACUCACAAGAAGAUCACACACCCUUUUUUGCCAUGGUGGCACCGCCAGCUCCACAUGCACCCUACACACCAGCUGAACGUCAUCGUAAUGCUUUUUCGGGCCAAGGGGCUUUACGUACUCCCAAUUUUAAUGUUAUAGACAAAGAUAAACAUUGGUUGGUUUCCAAUACGGAAUUAAUACCUAAUAUUACUUUGAAUUUAAUCGAUAGCUUUUAUCAGAAACGUUGGGAAUCUUUAUUGGCUGUAGAUGAGCUAGUAGCAGAUAUAGUUUAUACUUUGGAACAAAAAGAUAUAUUGGAAAAUACUUAUAUUAUAUAUACCUCUGAUAAUGGUUAUCAUAUGGGUCAAUUUGCCCAGCCAUUCGAUAAACGUCAACCUUAUGAAACCGACAUUAAAAUACCAUUACUUAUAAGAGGUCCUACAAUACCAGCAAAGGUAAAAAUAACUGCUCCUAUAGCUCUAAUCGAUAUAUUUCCCACUAUUUUGGAAUGGCUAGGAUUGCCUUCCAAUCCCCACAUUGAUGGCCAGUCCAUUAAUGCCUUUUUAGCCAACGCCCCGGAAUAUGAUGCUGCUUCAGAUCGUUUUUAUAGACGCAGUCUUUUGGUGCAACAUUUUGGCGAAGGUAAUUUAAAUACCUACAAGCCAGAGUGUCCCUGGUCAAGGACAGAUCUUUUGGCGGAGUGUACAGUGGAGGCAGCUUGUCAUUGUCAAGAUUCCUGGAAUAAUACCUACUCCUGUGUACGCCAUUUUGGUUAUCAAACCAAUCGUUUAUAUUGUGAAUUCCAAGACAAUGAGGGUUUUGUAGAGGCUUAUGAAAUAGACCAGGAUCCUUAUCAAAUGCAUAAUAUGGUUAAAGAUAUGCUACCCAUCGAAAGGGCUCUUUACAGCCUGGCCUUGGUUAAUUUGACAAAAUGUAUUGGCUCUUCCUCCUGCAGUGAUGUGAUUUUGUAA
This is a messenger RNA of Lucilia cuprina (Australian sheep blowfly), 2851 nucleotides long. RefSeq names its product N-acetylglucosamine-6-sulfatase-like. Gene Ontology annotation, biological process: glycosaminoglycan metabolic process. NCBI's taxonomy places the organism in Eukaryota, Metazoa, Arthropoda, Insecta, Diptera, Calliphoridae. The record is from RefSeq and is a predicted model, not a curated record. Gene Ontology annotation, molecular function: N-acetylglucosamine-6-sulfatase activity; glycosaminoglycan binding. The transcript is spliced from 4 exons. Bases 1343 to 2851 code for a protein of 502 amino acids.